Messenger RNA from Ceraceosorus bombacis, 1489 nucleotides. Lineage: Eukaryota; Fungi; Basidiomycota; Exobasidiomycetes; Ceraceosorales; Ceraceosoraceae. The record is from the annotation of a GenBank genome assembly.
AUGUCAUCCUCGCCCAAGCUGCGCGUAGGUCUGCUCGGAGCGACUGGCACAGUUGGUCAACGCUUCAUCCUUCUCCUAUCCGGUCAUCCCAACUUCGAGAUCAGCGUCUUGGGAGCCUCUUCAUCCAGCGCUGGAAAGGCGUACAAAGAUGCAGUCGCAGGCAGAUGGAAGCAGGUAAAGGAGAUCCCGCGAGAGGUCAAGGAUGUCGUUGUUGGCGAUUGCAGCGUGGACAGGUUCAAGCAGUGCGAUGUCAUCUUUUCGGGUUUGGACUCUGGCCCUGCUGCCGAGUACGGUGAGUAGCCACAGAGCUUUCGCCUGGGCCGGCAGGCAAGUGGAGAGAGUGGGGGGCGGAGACACCCAGAGGGUACUGUGGAGCCCAUCACGCUGAUUCGCAUUCUUUCCCACAUUGCACUGCACUGCUGCUUUGCCCACGUCUUGUAGAGCACGUGUUCAGAGCUGCGGAGCUGCGUGUCUUUUCCAACGCCAAGAACUACAGGCAAGAUCCGCUUUGCCCUCUCAUUGUACCGCUCGUCAACCCCUCUCAUCUGGAAAUGGUGCGCACUCAGCAGGCCUCUCUCGGUCUUCAAAAGGGCUUCAUCGUGACGAAUGCCAAUUGCAGCACCACCGGCUUGGUCAUUCCUCUGGCAGCCCUGGAACAAAAGUUCGGUCCGCUCGAAUUGGUGAUUGCCAGCACGAUGCAGGCUAUUUCGGGAGCUGGCUAUCCCGGCGUGAGCGCAUUCGAUGUGCACGAUAAUGUCGUUCCGUUCAUUUCGGGCGAGGAGGAGAAGAUGGAGCAAGAAGCGGCGAAAAUCAUGGGACAAUUGCAAGCAGGUAGAUUCGUGAAUGCUGGCAUCAAGAUGUCGGCGCACUGCAAUAGGGUGCCGGUCAUUGAUGGACAUACAGAGACCGUAUCUGUGCGCUUCUUGAACAGACCGCCUCCUGACGCGGAGCAGGUCAAAGAAGCUCUGAGGCAAUACACCACCGAGGCGCAGCAGCUCAAGUGCCAUUCUGCGCCGGAAAGGGCGAUCAUUGUGCACGAGGAGCCGGACAGACCUCAGCCUAGGUUGGACAGGGACGCUCAGAAUGGCGCGGGCGUCAAUGUUGGCAGGAUUCGGCAGUGUCCAGUCUUUGACAUCAAGGUGAGCUUCAACAGAAGAGAGAGAGGGGGGAGAGGGAGGGAGAGCUAAGCGUGGGGCGGGGUGGGGACGAGAACAGGGCGUGCGCGUGCCUGAUGACUACGUCCGCAAGCUUUGUGAUUCGUCGAAGUGAUUCGUCGAAGACUCAGAGUGGGAGCACAAAGGUGCUGCAAUGGCUGUAGCUGCCUCGUUGGCCUGGCGGACGCGUACUUUUCUGAUCUCGACAAUUCCUUUCUUGUUUCUCCUUGCCUACCUUUUAGUUUGUCGUUCUCUCGAACAACGUCAUGAUUGGAGCAGCGACAUCAAGCGUGAUCAAUGCCGAGAUUGCAUUGGCGAAGGGCUAUUUGUCAUGA